This is a messenger RNA of Prunus mume (Japanese apricot), 2607 nucleotides long. RefSeq names its product polyadenylate-binding protein 2-like. Lineage: Eukaryota; Viridiplantae; Streptophyta; Magnoliopsida; Rosales; Rosaceae. The record is from RefSeq and is a predicted model, not a curated record. Gene Ontology annotation, molecular function: RNA binding.
AUCAAAUUAGGGUUUCCCCAAGCCCACAGGCGCGCCGACUCACAUAUAUAAGCUAUGCAGUUAACUCCUCAGCCGGUGCGGUGCAGUUUUUUACUCUGCCCUCCUCACCCCAAAAACCCAAAAAAAAUAAUUUUCAGUUUUCCCGUUCGUUUUAUAUUUCCGUCGUACCGGUUCGAAUUUCGGACCGUCUUAUCCCCGAUUUUUGCCCCCUCUUCUCUGUAUCCUCAGAAAAAAACCAAAAAAUCUGCCAGAUUAUCACUUCCGGUCCUUAGGUUUUUUUCAACUUUAUCGCCGCCGGUCCAUUGAACUUUCGUUUCUCGUUGUCUGUUAUCUCUAGGGUUUAUUAUAACCCGAACUGAAAAAUCUUAAAAAGAGAACCAAUUUGAAGUGAGGGUUUUGUGAUUUUGGUGUGAUGGCUCAGAUUCAAGUUCAGCAUCAGCCUCCGGUGACCGGACCGAACGGCGUCGCCGCCAACGCCGGUGGCGCUCCUGGCCAGUUCGUAUCGACGUCGCUGUACGUUGGGGAUCUGGACCAGAAUGUGACCGACUCGCAGCUUUACGAUCUGUUCAACCAGGUCGGCCAGGUCGUGUCGGUGAGGGUCUGCAGAGACCUGAGUACUCGCCGAUCUCUCGGCUAUGGCUACGUCAACUAUAGCAACCCUCAAGAUGCUGCGAGGGCACUGGAUGUUCUGAACUUCACUCCCCUGAACAACAAAUCCAUCAGGAUUAUGUAUUCUCACCGGGACCCUAGUAUUAGAAAGAGUGGAACCGGAAAUAUAUUUAUCAAGAAUCUGGACAAGGCAAUUGACCACAAAGCAUUGCAUGAUACCUUUUCUUCUUUCGGAAAUAUUCUUUCUUGCAAGAUAGCCACUGAUGGCACCGGCCAAUCGAAGGGCUAUGGUUUUGUGCAGUUUGAUAGUGAAGAAGCUGCUCAGAGUGCAAUAGAUAAGUUAAAUGGCAUGCUGAUUAAUGAUAAGCCAGUAUUUGUGGGACACUUUCUUCGCAAGCAGGAGAGAGAUGGCGCUUGGAAUAAGACAAAAUUCAAUAAUGUCUAUGUGAAAAAUAUAUCAGAAUCUACAACAGAAGAUGAUUUGAAGAAAAUUUUUGGUGAGCAUGGACAAAUUACCAGUGUUGUAGUGAUGAGGGAUGGGGAUGGCAAGUCAAGGUGUUUUGGUUUUGUCAACUUUGAGGAUCCAGAUGCAGCUGCGAAGGCUGUUGACAAUCUGAAUGGAAAGAAAUUCGAUGAGAAGGAGUGGUAUGUUGGGAAAGCCCAGAAAAAGUAUGAGAGAGAACUUGAACUGAAGGAGAGAUUUGAGCAGAGUAUGAAGGAAGCUAGUGAUAAAUUUCAAGGGGUCAAUUUGUAUAUCAAAAACUUGGACGAUAGCAUUAGUGAUGAAAAACUGAAGGAAUUAUUCUCAGAGUAUGGUACAGUUUCUUCAUGCAAGGUUAUGCGGGAUCCUGAUGGAAAUAGUAGAGGUUCUGGUUUUGUUGCCUUUUCAACUACUGAAGAAGCAUCUCGAGCUCUUGCUGAGAUGAAUGGCAAAAUGGUUGUUAGCAAACCUCUGUAUGUUGCACUUGCCCAAAGGAAAGAAGAGAGAAGAGCAAGAUUGCAGGCUCAGUUUUCUCAAAUGAGGCCAGUUGCAAUGGCACCUUCAGUGGCACCUCGUAUGCCAAUGUACCCUCCUGGUGCUCCAGGUCUAGGACAACAAUUUUUGUAUGGGCAGGCACCUCCAUCGAUAAUUCCUCCACAGGCUGGAUUUGGUUACCAACAGCAACUUGUGCCUGGAAUAAGGCCUGGUGGUGCUCCAAUGCCAAACUUCUUUGUUCCAAUGGUCCAGCAGGGUCCUCAGGGCCAACGCCCAGGAGGUCGACGUGGGGCCGGUCCUGUGCAACAAAACCAGCAGCCAGUCCCAAUGAUGCAGCAGCAUAUGCUUCCUAGGGGACGCGUGUAUCGCUAUCCACCUGGUCGCAACAUGCAGGAAGUUCCAUUUUCGGGAGUUCCCAGUGGUAUGCUUUCAGUACCAUAUGACAUGGGUGGCAUCCCAAUGCGAGAUGCUGCAGGAGGGCAGGGUGUUCCAGCCUUGGCCACAGCCCUUGCAAAUGCUUCAACUGAGCAGCAGAGGACGAUGCUUGGUGAGGCUUUAUAUCCCCUAGUUGACCAGUUGGAGCACGAGUCAGCAGCUAAGGUGACAGGCAUGCUUUUGGAGAUGGACCAGACUGAAGUUUUGCAUUUGCUCGAGUCACCGGAGGCUUUGAAGGCAAAAGUGGCCGAGGCCAUGGAGGUCCUGAGAAAUGUUGCCCAACAGCAGGCUAACAGCAGCGCUGAUCAACUAUCUUCAUUGUCUCUGAAUGACAACCUUGUCUCAUAAAUGAGAUUGUGGCAUCUGGUGUUUCCUCGCUAUGUGGGGAAGUCUUUGGCAGAAGUUUUCGUUUGAUGUUGGGAGUGAUUGUAGCUUUUUCAAAAUUAGAACCUAGACUUAAUUUCCUCCUGCAAUUUUUGUUUUGUUUUUGGUUUUUGGUUGUGUAGGAUUUUUACCGUUGCUACAUUUGGCUUGCAUCAUGGAUUCAUGGUUUUGGUUAAUUUAAUGACUUUAGACAUUUUCUUAAA